GUCAAAGAAAGACAACAUGUGGCUAGCAAACAGGCAACAGCAGCCAAUUUCAAUCUCCUCCUGGCCCCUCUUCAGUCUUUAGGUUAAGUCUCAACCAGGAGAUGCGUUCCAGUGGUCCGCACCCACAAAAACGACACCAUCCCCAACCCCCUCAAGAUCCUCCUCCCACACGACACGUGUCACAUGCCACCAAAAACCGCAGCAGUAGCUAGAAAGCAUUUUGGCAUAUAAUUUGGGAUCCAAAAAUAAAAACAAAAACAAAAACAAAAUCAGUAGUAAUCUAAUCUUCUUCCCCACCACCAUUGGCAUCUCUGCUCCCGAUUCCCAGCAUCUCCACUUUUCUGAUCCCACUUCAUAAAUAAAUAAAUCCCCUCCACUCUCCUCUCCUCUCCCGCAAAAACUUCCUCGUAGCUUUCGCCAUUAAAUAAAAAGGAAAGAAGAACAAACAAACCCCACUCACUCACUCUGCCUUAGCUUCUUCUCUACCGCAGUAAGUAAUUAUUCGUUUUUCAGGUUCCAAUCAUGAACGCGGUGGAUUCAGCCCUGGACCCGCUGGUGUUCGACUACAUCAGCUGUUCGGUUUCCGACAUCGUCAACAACCUCUGGACCUGGGUCGCCGUCCUCACCGCCGCCGUCAGCUUCUGGAGGAUCAGAACCGCCGCCGCCGGGGAAGCCGCACCCAGCACUCCGCCCCGUAAUUCCUCCUCCAUCCUCCGUCUCACCCUCCACGUCCCCGCUCCUCCCUUUGUCCUUCAUCUCAAAACUAGCAGCGCGGCGGUGUCCGAUGAAGUUCAGACGGAGGCUCUGGUGAGCACCCCGAAGACGCCGGCUUCGAGUCCGAUUAUCUGCGACGACGACGACGUGGUCACCAAGGGAAAGUUCGUGGCGUAUUAUCGCCAAGAGGUAGAGGUAGAGGUAGAGGAGGAGGAGGAGCAGGUGGGCGGCGGCGAUAACGGCGGCGACGGGAAUGCGUGGUGGGAGACGGAGUUGAGGGUGAGGAUGGGAAGAGGGGAAUUGGGAUGGUACAAAUACCAGGACUUGACGGCGAUUAACGGCAACGUCGUUAGGUUGUGGGACGGCGGUAGGAGCGGAGACGGAGAGAGUUAUGAUGGCAGCAGCAAAUGCAAUCCACGCUGUUGUUUAGUUUGGUAGGAGGGGCGGGGCUCGUCGUUUUGGUGUCAUUUUAAUUUUUAAUUUAAUUUACCUCAAAUUGGAAAUAUGCCAAAAGCUAAAAGCUUUCUUGGUGAAGAAAUUGUAUAUAUAAUAAAAAUGAAAAUGUAAGUCAGUUGAAGAACAGAGCCGUCUGAAAGUAAGGAAUGGCGCUAUUUGCAAUUGUCUGAGUUUCAUUCUUCAUUUCUUCCUACUCCAUGUAACAAAUAUAUCGUACUUGGUGCAAUAGGGAUGUGGAAAAUCCUAACUCCCUUGGGGUUGGUUUGGAACCUUUCAUUAUCGAUCGAAAUUGUGUAUUACCAGAUUAUGUGUACUAAGAUUAUAUGUACGUUAAGAGCGUGCGUUUUCAAAAUUUAUUGUUUGGAAGUUGGAACCAUAAAAUAAUUAUACAUUAAAUGAGCCAUGAAUACUAAAUCUUACAACAAAGAUAAGAUUCACUAUACAUAAUUUUCUGUGAAUUAGAAAUGCAUCUUAUGUUCUCAACACAUAAAUUCUGUAAUUACAUCAAGUUAAAUAAAUUUGUAUUCUUAAGGAACCUUGUAUACCGAGAAUAUAAUGAUUAGAAUUGGAGGUUAAAAAAAGAGCUUACUUCUUUAUUUCUGACAUCUUGCUACACCACAAGACACAAGUCAUAACUUUGUAAGUACAUUCCGAUUAUCUGUAUCCGAUGGAUGCAUGAACAAUAAUACUACAACGACAAUGCACAAGAAUAAUGAAUUGUAGCAAAAGAGAGAAACUAAAGAUGUUUGUACAAUGAACCUCUAUAGUAUAAUUAAGUUUGUUCCAAUUGCAAUUUCCCACCCACUUAAUUAUGAUUUGCUUAUGAGAUCUUUCUUUACUUUAUUUCCAGAUACGAAAAGAAAAGUGUCCUUUGCUGGUAAGAAGUAGGAUUUUUAAUCAACCAAACUGUUCAUGAACAACUCGACAUUUGACUCAAGAAAAAAUUCUUAUGACAUUUGUUUCAUUUUUAGAGGAGCCGGCUCGUGAACAAGCUCGUUAAUUAAAGAGUCGAGCUCGAGCUAUGACAUGUUUAGUUCGAUAGGAUCGCGGACAAGCUCAAAAGACUUUCAAAUUUUAUUUUGAAUCAAGUUCGAGCUCGAAGUUGAACUACAAUCAAUAUUUUAUCAGCUGAACUCGAUUUUCCCUCGUCAACUUCUUUUGGCAAGCUGAGCUCUAAUCAAACUCGAGCUACUAUUUUUGUAAAUGAGCUGAACUCGAGCUUGUCUAUUAAAACUUGUGUUGAACUCAAGCCAAACUCGAUUUUAGGAUUAUUUUAACGAGUCAAGUGCAAAUUAUCACAAAACUCAGUCGAUUCGGAUCAUUACUAGACAUAGUCAGAAGCAAUUAACCAAUAUAAAAAUAUAUAUGUAUAUGGUAUUGGUACGAACAUAGUGUGUUUCCAACAACUUCACCUACUUCCGGCGGCCAUUAAUAUUAAUUUUGGGCUAAUUAAGCAAGCAGGCUGGCAGUAAGACUUGUUGCAGUACAGUACUGGAGUGCGGGACUAGUCAAUUGGAAUCCCUUCUUGAUAUUCGAAUCUACCAUAUGGACUUUUUUGGCGGACGAUAGAGUGAGAUAACUGGUUAUCCAAACUUUAUAACUAGGUUUUGUGGUUGUUUAUAAGGGAUUUUUUUUCAGAAAUAGCACCUUUAUAAAAAAAAUUAAAAAUAGCACCAAUCCGAAAAAAUUUACACUAAUAGC
Messenger RNA from Linum trigynum, 2871 nucleotides. The record is from the annotation of a GenBank genome assembly. Lineage: Eukaryota; Viridiplantae; Streptophyta; Magnoliopsida; Malpighiales; Linaceae.